AUGGCUACAUUAAACAAGGCCAAUCUGGACAUUAGCCAAACUUGGAUCCAUCAGUCUGAUCCAAAACAAGGCGCAGGUCUAAAGGAGCCACAGAAUGAUGAUAUGUUUGCCUUCAAGGAUGUGGAUGAUGACGAAGUCUCUGUUUCCACCCCAACCACUGCCAUGACAAGUUCAGGCAGUCUUCUUCAAGACCUCUUUUUUGAAAACCUUGACUCAUUGCACGAUAGUGCAAAUUCAUUUGAUGAGAAACCACGGAGUUCAAGAAGUUCUCUGCAACACCCGCCCAAUAAAAAGCCAUCAAGUCAGACAAGAUUAAACAACAGCUUCAGCGAUAUCAGAUCGGAGGUUCGGAUGAUUGGUAUGGAUGGAACCAUUAUGCGCAUUCCAUCAAAGGCACAGGAAGAUUCAGUAUCCAAGUUGACAAGCACCGCGUCCAUGCCAGUGAAUCAAAAAGGAAAAAGAGGACACCGAGGACCGAGUACGUUUGCCACAGCCCCUGAACUCCGAGUCAAGUCAAUGGUAGCUAAAUGCCCAUCAAGGCCUGUUCGGCGACCUUUUUCAUCGUUUCCAAUCUGCGACAAAGACACCAGCUCUUCACUUUUGAGAAUGAACGAGGUACAAUCGGCGAUUUGUGAAGUGUUGACGGCCCAUGAUGACAAACGCGAAACUUCACCAGCUGAAGAGAGGUUUGCAGCCCAGUUCAAACUUCCUCCAGCGGUCAUUGACGAGCGCCCAAGAUGUCCUACUAGAAAGAAGUCUAACGACAAAUUGAGUUUAGUCGCACGAAAUCCAAGCUCAUCAGACCAACGCUCUGACUUCAACGUUCUACAUGCCCGAACUCCAUCCACUAGCUCCACACUCUCUCGAAGAAAUGGCAAGAGUAGAGUUUCCGAACUCGUGAUGAAGGUGAAAGCGUCACGUGCAUCCUUCCAGAAACUAAUGGAUGAGAGUGUACGUACUGUCGAGCCAGAGAGUCUUCGGAAAACCAAUGACGAGGCGCAUACUAGCAGGUCCAUGCAUCUUCAACAAACGUCUAUGGAAAAACAACUAGAAGAGAAAGAAGAAAUGAUCAAGAAACUCUCGCGACAAUUGCAGGAUGCAAGAGCAUUGAAUCAAAAGAAAGAUUUGGAAGCUGCUAGGAGAAAACCAGUGGUAAAAAUCAGAAGGAAACCAAAAUCCCCAGAGCCCAACAAACGAAACACCUGGCAGAAUGAAAAGCCAAGAAGAUCGACAUCUCGACUAGGAGCAAAAACUUCGAAAGGGCAAAACGUUUCGAAGAUCAAGAGGAAUGGAUCUGAGAGUCUAUUUUAG
Messenger RNA from Cylindrotheca closterium, 1311 nucleotides. The record is from the annotation of a GenBank genome assembly. Lineage: Eukaryota; Bacillariophyta; Bacillariophyceae; Bacillariales; Bacillariaceae.